AUGGAGAAAUAUUACUCAACCAGGAUCCACUCUGUCACAGGGGACCCCUACACCAUAGUGUCCUGCCACAGGCUCAUGUGGCACCCACUGCAGACCUCGGUCCAGGAAGAGGACCAUCGCUGCAGCCUCAGCCCUGUGUCUCCCAUUUUAUUCCUCUACAAGGCCCCUGGGCUGCAUGCCAGAAAAUUCAGCUAUUUCUCCUCCAUUGCUUCCUACACCCACAUACCUCAGCAGCCUUUCCAUAUUUGCCACACUCCCCGAAAACAGCCAGCCUAUGUUGCUGUGCAUCAAAAUACCUUGAUUCUCAAAAUUCACUUCUUCCUGCACAUCUUGGAAUUGACAGUGAUUCAGGGCCCAGGCAAGAAUCCAGCACACACACCAGAAGACAUACAAAUCAAGGACGAGAUGGACAGGCUGGCGGCCAACAUGGAGGUCAUCACCGACUUCAGCACCCGCAUCAGCGGCACCCUGCGCGACCGCCACCAGCGUGUCACCAAGCUGGCAGAGGUCCACGCUGUGCUGCGCAAGCUGCAGUUCCUGUUCGACUUGCUGUCGCGCCUCACGCAGUGCGUGGAGCUGGGCGCCUACGGGCAGGCGGUGCGGUACCAGGCGCGCACGCGGGCCGUGCUCCAGCAGUACCGGCACCUCCUGGCCCUGCGCGCCAUCCAGGACGACUGCCAGCUCAUCACCGCCCACCUGGCCCAGCAGCUCAGGCAGAAAUUCAGGGAUGGCGAGGCCGGGGCCCCGGAGCUGGGUGAGUGCGUGGAGCUCCUGCUGGCGCUGGGUGAGCUGGCCGGCGAGCUGGCCGACGAGUUCCUGGCCCACGCCCGCGGCCGCCUGGAGGCCGAGCUCGGUGGGCUGGAGGCCCAGCUGGGCCCCUCCCUGCUGGCCCCCGACGUGCUGGAGUUCACCGACUGGGCCGGCAGCGGCUUCGUGGGCGGCCUGUGCCAGGUGCUGGCCUCCUACCGGGCCCUGUUCGGCGCCCGGGGGCCGGCGGGCGACAAGAAGCUGGCGGCCUUCGCCCGGGAGCUGGGCGGCCGCUACCUGGCGCUGGUGGAGCGGCGGCUGGACAGGGAGCAGGGCGGCGGUGGCGGCGGCCUCGGCGGGGACAACUCCUCCCUGCUGGUGCGGGCGCUGGACUGCUUCCACCACCGCCUGCGGGCCCCCGCCGCCGCCCUGCCCAUAGCAGGCCUGGCCCAGGGGGCCGCCGCCAUCGUGGAGCGGGCCGCCCACGCCCGGCUGGCCCUCCACCUGUGGGGCCUGCGCGCCGCCUUCCUGGGCUGCCUGACGGACGUGCAGCAGAGCCUGGCGGCCCCCUGCCUCGGAGCCAAGGAGGGGCCCGGACUGGGCGAGCUGCUGGCCUCCGUGGCCGGGGCCAUGCUGGCCCACAUCAAGGCAGUGCUGGCCGCCGUCCACCUGUUCACCGCCAAUGAGGUGUCCUUUUCCAACCAGGCCUACUUCCGGGGGGAGUUCUGCAGCCAGGGGGUCUGCGAGGGCCUCGUCGUGGGCUUCAUCCGCUGCAUCUGCCAGACGGCCCAGGGCUUCUGCGACAGCCCCGGGGAGAAGGGGGCCGCCACCCCGCCGGCCCUGCUCCUCCUGCUCUCCCGCCUCUGCCUGGACUACGAAACCUCCACCAUCUCCUACAUCCUCACCCUCACCGACGAGCAGUUCCUUGGGCAGGACCACCGUCCGGUGACACUGGUGAGCACGCUGUGCGCAGAGGCACGGGAGACGGUGCGGAGGCUGCUGACCCACUACAUCAAGGUGCAGGGGCUGGUCAUCUCCCAGAUGCUGCACAAGAGCGUGGAGACCCGCGACUGGCUCACCACCCUCGAGCCCUGCAACAUGCACGCCGUCAUGAAGCGCGUCGUCGAGGACACCACCGCCAUCGACGUGCAGGUGGGCCUCCUGUACGAGGAGGGCAUGCGGAAGGCCCAGAGCAGCGACUCCAGCAAGAGGACCUUCUCCGUCUACAGCAGCUCCCGGCAGCAGGGCCGCUACGCCCCUAGAUACACCCCCAGCGCCCCAAUGGACACCAACCUCCUGAGCAACAUCCAGAAGGUUUUCUCCGAGCGCAUCGACGUCUUCAGCCCCGUGGAGUUCAACAAGGUGUUGGUGCUGACGGGCAUCAUCAAGAUCAGCCUGAAGACGCUGCUGGAGUGCGUGCGGCUGCGCACGUUCGGGCGCUGGGGGCUGCAGCAGGUGCAGGUGGACUGCCACUUCCUGCAGCUCUACCUCUGGCGCUUCGUGGCCGACGAGGAGCUGGUCCACCUGCUGCUGGACGAGGUGGUGGCCUCCACCGCCCUGCGCUGCCCCGACCCCGUGCCCAUGGAGCCCAGCAUCAUCGAGGUCAUCUGUGAGCGCGGCUAG
This is a messenger RNA of Tachyglossus aculeatus (Australian echidna), 2370 nucleotides long. RefSeq names its product vacuolar protein sorting-associated protein 51 homolog. The transcript has 5 exons. The coding region runs from base 1 to 2370 and encodes 789 amino acids. Gene Ontology annotation, cellular component: GARP complex; EARP complex; membrane. NCBI's taxonomy places the organism in Eukaryota, Metazoa, Chordata, Mammalia, Monotremata, Tachyglossidae. The record is from RefSeq and is a predicted model, not a curated record. Gene Ontology annotation, biological process: Golgi organization; retrograde transport, endosome to Golgi; lysosomal transport.